AUGUUCAAUAAAAUUUAUGAAACAACAUUAGUUUCUCAAUUACUUGAUUCAAUUGAUAAUCAUUUAAAAAUUGUUGAUUUAUCAAUGGAACAAAAAGAAUCUCAAGAAUAUCAAUCAUCUAUUGAUAAUCCUGAUGAAAAUGACAAUGAUGAUGAUGAUGAUGAUGAUCUUUGGCUUAGUGGUUAUCGAUCAAUAUUUUCAUCAUAUGGAAGUCAUUAUCGAAAAAAUCUAUCACCAUUUCAUAAUAGUCAAUAUGAAGGUUUUCAUUGGGAUUUAUAUGAAAAUUAUAAUUAUCAUUAUCUUGCAUUUGAACAUAAUCAACAAAAUAUUUGUCAAGAAAAAAAAUUUUCUCAAUGGUCAACACAUCUCAAUUCAGAUAAUAUAACAUCAUUAUCGGAUCGAACACGAACAUCAUGGUAUGAAAUAAAAACAAAAUCUAUGAAUGAUAGUUAUUUAUCAUCAAGAAAUAUAUCCCAUAAAAAUCAUAAUUCAUCUAAUCCAUUAAAAUUAUAUCGUUUAUUUCGACAUAGAAAAUCUCAACAACAUCCAUGUCGUUUAUAUGAUAAUUUUAGUGAUAAAAGUACAUGUGAUUCAUUAACAUCAUCAUCAUCAUCAUCAUCUUCAUCAUGUUCAAAUUCCAUUAACCAUGAACAUCAAAUUUCAAUAUCAAAGAUUAAAAUAAAACAAGAAGAAACUAAAAAUAAUGUUGAUCAAUGUCUUCAAACAUCAAUUAGUCUUUGUGAAAACGAUAAUUUUACUGUUACUAGUUCGAAAACUGUUAAUCAUCUAUUGAAUAAUCCUAGUCAUUCAUCUUCUAUAUCUCAUCAUUCAUUACCAAAUCUUGAUUUUCUUAGAUAUUAUGCUAAAGAAAAUCGAACAUCAUUAGCACCAGUUACAAAUCAUACAAAUCAUUUUUGUACAGCGAUGAAAAGCACAUUGUCGGAACCAUUAUCAUUAGCAAAAAAGGCCACAUAUACAAUUUUCUAUUUUAGUAUUAAAGGACCUAAUCAAUCUACAACAUUUCAUCCAUCACUAUCAACAAUUCAAAAAAUACAAACACAGAAAGAAAUUAAACGUUUGUCAAAUAGCAAAAUUUGUUCAAAUAAAACAUCUACAGAAGAAACUGAAACAUUUUCAUCAACAUGUUCAAGUAUAUCAAGUAGUGGUUAUUUUAGUAAUAGUUCAACGAAUCAAACACAUCAUAUUCAAACAUUGUCAUCUCCAUAUCCUCUUAAAUCAUGUUUAAAACGCGCUAAAACUACACAAUCAACAAAUUCACCAUCAGCUGUAAAUGUUCGUGCUGUUGAUGUUACUGAAAAUAUAAUUACAUUACCUGAUCAAUGUGUUCAUAAUGAAAACGAUACAUCAAAAACUAGACGUUCUUCAGUACCAACGACAUCAUCACAUGAACAAAAUCUUGUAUUAAAAUUUCGAACAAGAAAUAAAACUUGUACUUUAUCUGAACAUGAUCUUCAAACAAAGAAAAAUGUUAGUUUUUGUGAUGAAAUUGUUCGACGGCUUGUUACAUCAUCAAUAAGUCCGAAAUAUUCCUAUGACGAUUAUUUUGAUUUAAUACCACAAGAAUAUUUAAUCGAUAGUCCACCAAAUGAAUUUAAUCUAUCUGAUGAUGAUAAAAAUGAAGAUCAAUUGAUAAAUAUUAUUGAAAAUGUAUCAGAUAAUCUAACAAAAAAAAUUUCAUUUAAUAAUAACAAUGAUAAAUAUUUAAUUGAUGCAUUUGCAAAUACAAUUCUUCAUAUAUUAGAAAUAAAAUGUAAUGAUCCAAAGUCUUAUUAUUUAAAUAAUCAAACAAAUUAUGAAUUAGAUCGAAUACUUCGUCAAGAUUUAUGUCCAUUAUUGCGUGACAUACUUGACGAUGGUUUACGAUCAUGUUCUGGUUCUUUAUUUUCAAAAAAAAAUAAUUUAUGGCGUUUAGUUGAAUUAACAAUGCCAACAACGAGUCGAUUCAAUGAAGCGAAAAUAAAAGCACAAAUUGACUUGUCAUUUACUAUGGAUUGGAUUGAAAAAUUUAAUUCAUUUAUUUAUCAUUUACUCAAUUUUCAUGAACUUGCCUCAUGGUUAACACAUUUUAUUUCAAAUCGUACAUUAUUAAAUACAUAUUAUGAAUCAUCAGCAUUUAUACUUGUUAACAAUAAUAAUGCUUUAUUUGAAUGUAUUACAAAUCAAUUAGAAAAAUUAUCACCAUUACAAUUUCGAUUAAAAUAUAAAAUUUUAUCAAAUUCAAAAAUAUUAGUAACUAAUCCACGUGUAUCUUCAUCGAUAUUAACGAAAAAAUUUAAUGUACGAGCUUGGUUACGUGAUAGAAAAGCUCAAGUAAAAAAUUCAUCUAAAGAAUCACAAAAUCCAUCAACAAAAUCAAUAUCAUCUGUAUUAUCGAAUGUUUCUAUUCGACGUAAAUCAAAUUCAAUUCCAGGAUCUGGAUAA
This is a messenger RNA of Rotaria sp. Silwood1, 2442 nucleotides long. The record is from the annotation of a GenBank genome assembly. NCBI's taxonomy places the organism in Eukaryota, Metazoa, Rotifera, Eurotatoria, Philodinida, Philodinidae.